AUGUCUCGUAGCGAGGGAGGAUGUCGCCUUGCGAAUCCCGCAGGAACAACAACAACAACAGCAGCAGCAGCAGCAGCAGCAGCAGCAGCAGCAGCGACAGCAGCGCAGCUGCGGCCCCGCCGCGGCUUCAGGAGGCCAGCAGCAGCAGCAGCAGCAGCAGCAGCGACAGCAGCGCAGCUGCGGCCCCGCCGCGGCUUCAGGAGGAAGGUUCUCUCGUCUGUCCUCUUGCUGCUGCUGCUGCUGCUGCUGCAGCUCCAUAUUGACAAGGCCAGCUGCAGUCUCGUCUUCAGGGCUCGUACAGCCAGCAGUAACAGCUACAGCAACAGCUGCAGCAAUAGCUGCAGCAGCCGCAGCAACAGCUGCAGCAGUAGUAGUACUGUUAAUGGAAGCAGCAGGCGCACUGUCUCUGCCCAUCGGCUGAUAUCUGAGGGGGUCAAUCACUGCGGCUCCCUCUCUAUCCCCUACACACCGCAGCAGCAGCAGCAGCAGCAGCACGAACUUCUGCUGCAGCCGCUGCAGCAAACCCCCCAGCAUCAAGCUGCCUUGAUCGGCAGGGUCCAUAGCAGGCGGCGAUCCGUUUUUUUCCUGAGGCCCAGGCACAGCAGCAGUCUUGCUGCAGCACGUUGUGACGCAGCAGCAGCAGUAGCAACAGCAGCAGCAACAGCAGCAGCAUCGGGAGGUGUCCGUACAGCUCAUUCAAAGGGAGCUUCAGAAAGGAAGCGAUUAAAUCAAAUGAUGCCAGGAGCGCGGGUGGGGGCAACGAGGACGUCAGCAGCAGCAGCAACAGCAGCAGCAACAGGAGCAGCAGCAACAGGAGCAGCAGCGACAGGAGCAGCAGAUGUGCCGCCUUCAGCUGCGAAGGUGAGGAGGGUGGGGGGGGGCUCUUUGGAUGUCAUAGAGCUGUCCUUCUCCUCCCUCGACUCCACGCAGAAGUGGGCAGAGCGGCAUCUAGACGAGCUCGUGUAUGCACACCUGCAGCAGCAGCAGCAGCAGCAGCAGCAGCAGAAGCAGCAGGAGCGGCAGGGGGGGUGCUGCCUGUGCAUAACUGCAGCGCAGCAAACCGCUGGUGUGGGUACUCGGAGAGGAGAUACAGGAGAGGAGCGUCGUUGGGUUUCUGCUGCAGGAAAUUUGCAUGCAACAUAUUUGCUGCCUUGGCGGCAGCAGCAGCAGCAGUUGCUGCUGCAUCUACCUUUUGUUGCUGCUCUGUCUGUACAGCGCGUGCUGCAGCAGCUAGGCGUUCAAUACCCACAGAUCAAAUGGGUCAAUGAUGUUCUCGUUCACAACAAAAAAAUUGCGGGUGUUCUCUGCCAGAACACCAACCGCACCCUUUCUGCUGCUGCUGCUGCUGCUGCUGCUGCAGCUGCUGCUGCAGGGCAAAGGACUCCUGCAGCACCAGCAGCAGCAACAGCAGCAUCUGAUGAUGUUGUUGUUUUGAUGGGGAUCGGCCUCAAUCUUAUUUCUCAUCCUUGGGGGCAGCUGAGUGACUGCUGCUAUCAAGGCAGCACAGAUGUGCGUGAGGUGCUGCAGCAGCAGCAGCAGCAGCAGCAACAGCAACAGCAACAACAGCAAAAACAGCAGCUAAAACAACUGCUGCUGCAUCAGUACAACGACCUCGCCAUCGAUUGCGCAGCAGAAGCUUCAGCAAAGGCAAGGGCUGGGACUGCAGCGAUUGCGCAGCAGAAGCUUCAGCAAAGGCAGCUGAAAAAGCUGGUGGAAUCACCCCGCAAGAGGCAGCAGCAGUGUCUCAAGGGUAGCCACAGCAGCAACAGGAGCAGCUGCUGCAGCAGCAGCAGCAGCAAAUGCCAGCCUCACGGCACAAGCUGCGCAUACUGCAACAGCUGGCCAAGCAGCAGCGCCGCAAACUCAGCAGCACCAGCAGCAGCAGCAGAAAAUGGGCGGCCACAGCGACUGUUGCCGCGCUCACGCACCCGCCAGAUGGCAGCAGCAGGAGCAGCAGCAGCAACAGCAACAGCAACCGCAGCAGCAACAAUAGCAGCUGCAGCAAGAGCAGCAACAAUAGCAGCAGCUGCUGCAACAAGGCAGCGACUGUUGCAGCGCUCACGCACCCGCCAGAUGGCAGCAGCAGGAGCAGCAGCAGUAACAGCAACCGCAACCGCAGCAGCAACAAUAGCAGCUGCAGCAAGAGCAGCAACAAUAGCAGCAGCUGCUGCAACAAGCCUUUCACAUGCUUACCCACUAAUGACAAUGUCUUCGCAUUGCCUGCGCUGCAGCAGCAGCAGCAACCAGAGCAGCGGCAAAGGCAAAGGCCGCAGCACCAGCAGCAACAGCAGCAGCAGCAGCAACAGCAGCAACAGAGACACCGGCGCACCUUGGUGUUGGGUUGUUGCGGCCGCCGCCGUUUGCUGCUCGCUAGACGUCUAG
Messenger RNA from Eimeria mitis, 2382 nucleotides. RefSeq names its product biotin-[acetyl-CoA-carboxylase] ligase, putative. The record is from RefSeq and is a predicted model, not a curated record. NCBI's taxonomy places the organism in Eukaryota, Apicomplexa, Conoidasida, Eucoccidiorida, Eimeriidae. The coding region runs from base 1 to 2382 and encodes 793 amino acids. Gene Ontology annotation, cellular component: nucleus; SWI/SNF complex. The transcript is spliced from 5 exons. Gene Ontology annotation, molecular function: transcription coregulator activity. Gene Ontology annotation, biological process: regulation of transcription by RNA polymerase II; protein modification process.